Rhododendron vialii is the source of this 1590-nucleotide messenger RNA. Its product is annotated as probable carboxylesterase 8. The transcript has 3 exons. The coding region runs from base 479 to 1477 and encodes 332 amino acids. Gene Ontology annotation, molecular function: hydrolase activity. NCBI's taxonomy places the organism in Eukaryota, Viridiplantae, Streptophyta, Magnoliopsida, Ericales, Ericaceae. The record is from RefSeq and is a predicted model, not a curated record.
AUUCGUACAAUUAUAAAUCUCAAAAAAAAUAGUAUGUUCCUACACAUUGUUUUUUCAAAGAGCUCAUUGAGUACUUCAAUUUUGUGUAAGAAUAAAAAAAGUAAAUACGUAGAAUAUAUAUUUUUGGUUUGAAAUAGCAAGAAUUUUCAUAGUGAACAUUUGAAGUAGGACGAAUUGAAUAUUAUAUUUAAAACUUUCCGCAUUAUUAUCAAUUUUUAGUCAAUUUUUUCCUAAUGAGAUUUGCUUUGAUGGGAGGAACUCAAGAAAUAGAAAAAUCAUGGUAAAAAUAUUUUCGAAAAAAACUCAAAUAUUUUGACAAAUUAUUCGACAAGGGUUGAAGCAAUCCAACCAAUCCACUUCCAAAUAAAAACCUCCCUACAACCCCUCUCUCUCUCUCUCUCUCCAAAAAAAAAAGAAAAAAAAGUCUCAAAACAACAAUAGCUGAAACACCACUCUCACUCUACAGUCCCACCCCUCCAUGGAUCCAUACGAAUUCCUCAAAAUCGCCCCAAACCCAGACGGCUCCCUCACCCGUCUCAACCCAAUGCCAUCCCUACCCCCAACCCCAACCCCUACCCAAAACAACAACUCAAUUCCCCCAAUUGCCCUCUCCAAAGACCUCCCUCUCAACCCCACCGCCGCCACCUUCCUCCGCCUCUUCCGCCCCCUCCGCUCUCCACCUCAAACCAAACUCCCAAUCAUCAUCUACUUCCACGGCGGCGGCUUCGUCCUCUUCAGCGCCACGGCGCUCCCCUUUCACCGAUCGUGUAAUGCCAUGUCGGCUCAAUCCCCUGCCCUGGUUUUGUCCCUCGAGUACCGCCUCGCGCCGGAGCACCGGCUGCCGGCGGCCUACGACGACGCCGUCGAUGCGCUGAUGUGGGUCCGUGACCAGGCCUUGGGGAUCAACGGCUGUGACGAGUGGUUGAAGGAAUUGGGAGAUUUUUCUAGGGUUUUCUUGAUGGGUAGUAGCUCUGGGGGAAAUAUGGUGUACCACGCGGGCUUACGCGUCCUAGAUCUCGAUCUGUCACCGGUGAAGAUCGCGGGGCUGAUAAUGAACCAGCCAUAUUUCGGCGGGGUCCAGAGGACUGAAUCGGAAACGAGACUCGUCAACGACAUGAUCAUACCAUUGCCCGCGAACGAUCUGCUGUGGGCCCUGGCAUUACCGGAGGGCACAGACCGCGAUCAUGAGUUUUGCAAUCCGAUGGUGGGCGGGAAAGAGAAGAUCGGACGGCUGCCGAGGUGCUUGAUCAGGGGGUACGGUGGGGACCCCCUUGUGGAUCGCCAGAGGGAGGUCGCGAAGAUGUUGGAGGCACGCGGGGUGCGCGUGGUGGUCAAGUUCGACGAAGAUGGGUGUCAUGCUGCGGAGUUAUUCGACCCUAAAAAGGCUCAAGGGCUCUAUGAAGAUGUCAAGGAGUUCGUUAGCUCUGCUUUUGCUGCUGAGAAGAGUAGUGAUGUGGAGCUCAAGUCAACAAUGUGAGUUUUGCAAUUGGGAUUAGCCAUUGGAUUAUUACUGUAAUAAUAAGCAGAAUGAUUUAGUCUCGAGCGACGUGGUAUAUAGGCUUUUGCAAAACAAGUAUUCGUAGACCCUCC